Molecule: messenger RNA, 4398 nt
Organism: Struthio camelus australis
Lineage: Eukaryota; Metazoa; Chordata; Aves; Struthioniformes; Struthionidae
Source: RefSeq, a predicted model, not a curated record
AUGGCAGUGUCCAUCUGGAUACGUCUCAGCGUGCCCAGAACUUAAGGAAAUGUUAUGUGUGAGGGCGCGGAAUCAAAUUAAAAUACAGUCAGGCUCGUCUAGGGAGCAGGGAAAUCGGUUUGAAAGCAAUAUGUAAAGUUAUCACUGAGUCAGAUGAGAGAAAGGGAAGUUCUUGCCUCGGCUUGACUGCUUUGUGCAUCGCGAGCAGCCUCCGUGGGGCCGUACAGAUUCCCUGCUCCCUGGGUGUGGCGAGUUUGGGCUGGGGCCGGGCGUCCUCGGGCCGUUUUGCGGCGCUCCCCAGAAGCGUGGCGGCCGGCACGCGUGGAAUUUGUAAAAUCGGUGUCUCGGUGCUUCCGCUCUCUCCCAGCAAGGAGGAAAAGGGGAAAUUGUGUGAAGUGCAGAACGGGUUGUAAAAAUGCAGGGCUAUUUCUGAAGCUAAUCUUAAAUCCUGGCUGGGCCACGUUUGGAACUAGAAAGGGCUGGGUUUUUUUUUUCCCUAGUUGUUAAGGCAUUGUUACAAACUGUAGGAAGGAAGAAAUUGCAAUGGCAGGCACACGGGACAUAGGAUAAUACAUAAGUAUUGUACAUGAGGACUCAGAUAUACAAGCAAUGUAUAAGCUCUUCCAAGCAUAGAGAUGGGUAUAGUUUGCUCCCUCCAUCUCUGCAUUCUUGCAGAGAAAUCUUAGGUGUACGUUGCGCGUUCUAGGAGAAAGAGACAAAACGUAAGUUUAUGAACAGCUGAUUUUGAAGAGAAGAGAAACUUUAUUUGCCUGUGUAUAGCAGAUGGCUGAUGUUAGCCAUUUGUGCAGCAAUGCAAAAAUAAAAGGCAGAGGAAAGAGGUCACGCAGAGUUUCAAUGUAAGCCUUGAAAGCUGUUUGUUGUGUUUUUGUGUUGUCUUUCCAGAAGAAUGGACUUGAGGAAGAGAAGACCUGGCAUUGCUUUACAAAAGCGUAGGGUCCCGUUCUGAACUUACGGAGGGGCGGGCAGUACGGGCUGCUACGUGGAGCUCCCUUUCGUCUUUCAGUGCACAGAGCCACCGUCAGGAGCGUUACAUAAGCUCAUCUGCUUUACACAUCAGCAGUAGGAGGAGAAAGGAAAUGAUGUGGAAAUCUAAUCUUCAUAAUGCAGCACAAUUUUCAGAGAAGCCAAGGUUAUUUGGUGUUAGAAUACAAGAUGGUGCGUUCCCUUCAAGCCACGUUUGGAGAGUUCGAAUCCAUGAUGAAAAUUACUCAGCAGAAGCAAGAAGUUACUGAGAAGGCUGUUAAGGAAGGGGAGAGUGAAAUAAACCGUAUCAGUGAAGUGCUUCAGAAGCUACAAAAUGAAAUCUUGAAAGACUUAUCUGAUGGCAUCCACAUGGUGAAGGAUGCAAGGGAACGAGACUUCACGUCGCUGGAAAACACAGUGGAAGAGAGACUAACGGAGUUAACCAAGGCGAUAAAUGAUAACAUCGCUGUAUUCACUACAGUCCAGCAAAGGAGCCAAGAUGAAAUCAACAAUAUGAAAGCAAAGGUUAAUUCUCUAGAAGAAGCAGAUGCAUAUAAGCAUGAAAUAAAGGUGCUGAAAGAUGCUUUUUAUGAGAUGCAAACCUCCAUGAAAACCAAAGAAAAGGACAUAGAGGCCCUGAAAAGUACAAUAGACUCCAUGGAAUCUGAUGUGUAUACUGAAGUGAAAGAGUUGGUAAACCUCAAACAAGAACAUGAGAAAUUCAAAGAGGCAGCAGACUCUGAACAUCUUUCAUUAAAAGCUUUACAAGAGAAAGUUCUUAGAGCCGAGGAUUCUAUUAUGCAGCUCCCUGGUGACAUUAAAAGACUUGAUGAAGAUUUACGGCAAGUUAAAGCUGACCUCAACAAAUGGGAAGAAAAUGAACUCUUCAGAAAAGCAUUAGAAACUUCUGAAAAGAACAGUGAAGGGCUAGAGUCUCGACUGAGACACAUAGAAGAGAGCCUGGAGUCUCUAACUUCUGUUGCUGCUCAACAUACUGAAAAGUUGCAGUCUUUCCUUUCUAAGGAGGCAAAAUAUGAAGAUAAGCUCAACCCAACUUCAAUCACAGACGUUCUGAGAAAUCUUGGUGAAUCACAGACCUCACUGCACAAUGAUGUGGAGAACUUGAGAAGAAGUAUUAGUGACCUGCCAUCCUCUGGUGCUUUUCAGGAUGUCCAGAAACAAAUUAGUACUUUGUUGGAUCAAGGAACUCUUCAGACGGGUGAAACACAUUCUCAAGGCUAUCUCGAAAAAUUUUCUUCUGUUGAAGGCUCUGUAGAUGAACUGAGAUCUUCUGUCAGCCAGGUUGAUUCUGAUUUGAAAAUGAUAAGAACUGCAGUGGAUAGUUUAGUCUCCUACUCGGUGAAAAUUGAAAAUAAUGAGAACAACUUGGAGUCUGUGAAGAGUUCGAUAGAUGACUUGAGGCACGAUCUGGAAAGAUUGUUUGUGAAAGUAGAAAAAAUACAUGAGAAAGUUUAGGUAGCGGUGCUCCUUGUACAAAUAUUGGAUUAAAGAGAAUAGCUUUUGUAUGCCCAGUUUUUUACUCUCUCUCAAAGCAAUUUGAUACCUCCAAAGAGAAUAAGAAUACUUUAAUAAUAGAGACAGUUCUGCUUAUUUCCUUUAUUUCUCUUUUGUGUAGUUUUUUGUUUUGUUUUAUGAAAACAUGAAUUUAGUUGGCAUUUGAGUUUCUAAGGGCUCACCUUCUCUAGAAAGUUGCACCGCUGUAACUAUUGUGGUGUAACUAAGGCACUACAGCCUCAUUAGCAUGGGCACAUAUUUAAUGGUAUGAAGGUGUUUCACACUAUGACACUAGAUGUCCCACACAGGAGGGCUACAGCUGUUUUGGUAUGAAAACCAUACUGCUGUACACAUUGAGGAUUUGACUGGUGUGUUUGGAUUAAGAAACAUGGAUGAAGAAAACUACACCUCUAGCUAAAACUGUUAUACCGGUAAACUUGAGCGUGGUGCAGGCCAGAAGUCACUCAUCUGUUUCUUCAGUUUAGGACUCAGCCAUAUGGUCAGUCUACCACGUAUCGAUUGAGCUGUAGUACAUUUUUGUGUGUCCUUAACCUGUGCCAAGGAGCUAACAGGCGUUAGCUAAACCCACAGUAAGGACAAGCUUGAGGUAAGUGGCGUUGCUUAGGGCUGCGACUGUACGCGUGGACACUUACCACAGCCCAGCUGGCACGUGGCGAGUUGCUAAGCAGUAGUAGCUUGUUUUACAGCUGUUUUACAGUGGGAAGAGAGAAGCGAGUUGUGACUGUUGCACUCAAGAACGAAGGAGAGCGGAGGCAGAAAGAAGAUGCCAAGGCGUGGUGCACUGCAUGGCUGGAGAGAUUUACUGUUUACGAUCAUAGGCUUCUUUCCCAACAUCUUUAGCUGCUGGUGCAGAAGAUCAGUGCUGAGCAGGGACAUCUGAGCUGAAGGAUGGGAUUAGUUUCAAGAGGGUACAGUAACAUUUUUGUCAUAUUUUUGGGCUGUUUAAGUGAUCAGGCUGUGUUUCUCCUGCAAAGUCCUAAAUCCCCAUCUGUGAUACAGGACUUUCCGUAGAAAUGAUCACAAAUUUGAAAGAGGAGAGAGAAGAACUGGAAUCACAACUCUGGUGUUCCUUGCACAGCGAGCAUGCUGAUGAUAAUAAUAAUACGCUCCAAAACACAAAAGGGGGAAAAUCAGGAUGAAAUCAGCAGAAUUGCUUCUAAGGCAUAUACAUUUCCAAGUUCUUCCAUAGGUGACAGUGACCUGAAUUAUUAUUAUCGCAUUCAGGACUUCAGGCCUGAUUAUUACUGGUGUCACUGGGCCUCUGCCUGGGACACUGGUAGUAAAGGAUCCCUCUACUGACUGGUUGAGAAUGAGAAAAAGUGUCUGAUACUCUAGAUGUUGAUGUUUAUUUAAAAACCACUUCCUCAUGGAGCUUCCUUGGUUUUCUGUCUCUUUGGGAAGGAUUUCUAAUAUCUCUCCUUUUAAAGUUUUGUUUUGAAAGUUAUACAGACAUUUGAUAAAGGUAUCUGUAUGUGGAUACCUUUGAAAUAACGGCCACUGCCGGCUUGUAGGGUGGGUCAUGACCACCUCAGCCUGGACAAGCCAGAUCUUUGGCUACAUCAAAAAGAAAUUCCUAGAAAUAGCAGCUCCACAAAGUGGUAAGUUUGUGGGAACAGUGCAGGUAAAAGGAAGUUCCCUAGGGUAAAUAAGAUACUCAGCUAUAUCUAGUGGUGUUCCCACUGUAAAUAGGAAAGAAUUGCUGACAUAGUAAGAGGGACCAAGACAUUAAGAUAACUUUGUUGUCACUGAUUGAACUGCACUGUUCUUUGUUGACGUCUCAAGUUCUUGAAUAAUGUUGUUUAGGUUACUGUGAAAUGAACUGUAUGGCUUAUUUGCGGUAUUUUUAAUACAUAAUAAACAUUUGGAACAUUCUUAGCA